Messenger RNA from Alternaria arborescens, 1512 nucleotides. RefSeq lists its product as hypothetical. NCBI's taxonomy places the organism in Eukaryota, Fungi, Ascomycota, Dothideomycetes, Pleosporales, Pleosporaceae. The record is from RefSeq and is a predicted model, not a curated record. The coding region runs from base 1 to 1512 and encodes 503 amino acids. The transcript has a single exon.
AUGUCGCGUCUUCUCCAAUUGCCUCGCGAAAUACGCGAUCUUGUUUACGAGCACUACUUCCGCGGUGCAGGAGGCUUCGUAUAUGAUUUCGCCGCCAACAAGCUUCGGCGCGCUGACGGUCACCCCAUCGAGCUCGCUUUGGUGCUUACUUGCCGCCAUGUCGCCGCCGAAGCACACGGUCUUGCUCUGCGAGUCAACACACUCCGGUUUACGACAUUCCACUCAGACGAUACACAGGAGCAUGCUAGUCUCCUUCAUCUCUUCAAUCUGAAUAUACGCGAUAGGAAAGAAAUACUGUUGAACUCACUAGCACCGGACCUUCUCAGUUGGGAGCAGGCGCAGGCGAUGAAGUCGCUACAUCCACACUUCGCGCCUGUAAUAGAUUAUUGGCGAGCGCACGGGAAGGGCUGGGAAGUCGUCCGGCUGUUUGCGGAUUGUGAAUGCAGUCUAACUCCGUCCAUAUGGCAUGAUUUCGUGGCCUCCACAUUGAACUUGGUCUCUCAGCACCCCGAAUUCCUUUCUAAAGCCAGGGGACACGGACUCGAUUAUAUGCCUAUAGAUUCAUUCGGAACACUCCCAGCGCGAACUCCAGAGCAGGAUUUGUAUGACGACAAUCGGACUCUCUCGUUGUGCGAAGCAAGGCCAAUGCCCUGGCAGAUAACACAUAUGGAGGAACUCGCGGAACUACGUGAGCUCACGAAGGGCCCUGGCCUCUAUGGUCGCAACAUAAAGUACACCUACUCAGCAGCUUCCGCGGCUCUCCGACUGCUGCAAUCUAUGCCUAAAGCUGCGCGCGAUAAUAUCCGGAAGGUCCUGCUGAUCGAAGACCGCGAAUCUAUCGCAUUUCCUCAGAGCCACGGUACAGGGUUCAUCGACAUCUGUCGAAAUCACCCGCAACUAAAGGUCGAGCGCUUUGUAAGCCUUUGGGGAAAUGCACUUCCCAUGUCCGAUGCUGAUCUAGAGAUUCAUCGCAGUGGGUGCCAAGACUUCCUUGACAAAGGGUAUCAGACAUUCGACGGCUGCGACGCUAACUCCAUCAGCAAGGGCGUAGGUACAUGGAUAAUUGAGGCUAGGGCUCUCCCUUCGCUCGGUAUGCCACAUGGUUCCUUCACCCUCGUCCUCGAUGGUGACCCCUUGCCCGAAAAAACGUCACAAGUCUUCAAGAUCAUCCAACGCGAUGCUGCUUGGCAAACCGCUCUUGACAUUUGCUAUGCUCGUAGAAUCUUACCACGACCUUCUUGGUUCGAGCAGCGGCUUCAUACUGCGGGAUUCAUCCAUGAAGAUUUUCCAGAAGCAGUUGGCGCUAUCUCACUGCACAGUUCUCUCAUCAGGACCAAUUUUCCUGUUUGCGCACCUUACGAUGUUGAGCAACUGUUGCGAGAGCAUGAAGGAUGGACGCCGAAUGACUGGGAAGCAGGAUGGGCAUUACACGAGCCGCGCGAGUUCCUGACUGAGGCACCGCUACCUCCGUGGCACCAACUUCGAUGGCAGCAUGUAAUCAGAUUCAGAUAA